GCUUGUAGCCAUUCACUAGCUCGCUGAGGCAGAGACCACAUCUAACGGCGAGAGAGGAGAACACAGUGUUUCCGUCUACGAGCACAAACACAACCGAGGAAAUAAAACAGCAAGCCGACUACGCUUCUCAUCUGUAAUUCACAUUCGACUGGAUAUUUAAAUCGAUUUUGUGAGAAGCAGAGAGCGAGACGAGAGGUUAUAUAACCGGACGAGAGCGUCAGCGACUGUAGCUCACUCACUGGCUAGUGUCAUUGAUAAAUGCACAGACAUCCUGAGCGCAGCUGCAUGAAUGGUGUGGAAGUAGAGCGAGUCUGCGCUUGACCAUCGCGAGGAUUUUCAUAGUUUUUAAUCGAUCCCAAAUACGUCUUUCAAACGUUUCGACACAUUUGAAGAGACUCGUACUGUUCAUCUUUGGUGCUCCGGGCCUGAGACGUGCACACGGCCUCUCUUUCUCCGCAUUUUCGGUCUUACGGUACGGUACCGCCGUUUUACUAAUGCUCGAUAAGUUCAAACCCGUGCAGUUUGAUUCGGUCAUGGCUAUAAGCAAGACGGUAGAGUGGCUGAAGGAGCAGCUGGAGACGCGCAAGGACUGUUUGGUGGUUAUGGACUGUCGAGCGCAAGGGCUGUAUGAAUCAUCGCACGUUGAAACGGCCAUUAACGUGGCCAUCCCGAGCCUCAUGCUCCGGCGACUGAAGAAGGGCAACCUGCCCGUCAAGUCUUUGCUCGCUAACGGGGAAGACAGAGAGAUGUUCGUGCGGAGGUGCAAGACGGAUACGAUCGUGUUGUAUGACGAGUACAGCCGAGGGUGGAAUGAAAACAUCGACGGCGGGUCCGUGUUGGGUUUACUGCUGAGGAGGAUGAAGGACGAGGGCUACAAGGCUUUCUACCUUGAAGGUGGUUUCAGCAAAUUCCAGGCCGAGUAUCCCAUACUUUGCGAGACGAACCUCGACGGCUCCUCCAGCAGCAGCUCCUCACCGACCUCCCAGGUCCUCGGGCUCGGAGGGCUGCGGAUCAGCUCCGACUCUUCCGACAUCGAGUCGGACAUCGACCGAGAUCCGAGCAGCGCGACGGAUUCGGACGGGAGCCCUCUGUCCAACCCGCAGCCCUCCUUUCCCGUGGAGAUCCUGCCGCAUUUGUAUCUGGGUUGCGCGAAGGACUCCACGAACCUGGAUAUUCUGGAGGAGUUUGGCAUCAAGUACAUCUUGAACGUGACUCCCAAUCUUCCCAACAUGUUCGAGAACGCCGGGGAGUUUAAGUACAAACAGAUUCCCAUCUCGGAUCACUGGAGCCAGAAUCUCUCUCAGUUUUUUCCAGAAGCCAUCAGCUUUAUUGACGAAGCCCGCGGACAAAAGUGCGGCGUCCUCGUUCACUGCCUCGCAGGUAUCAGCCGUUCCGUAACCGUGACGGUUGCCUACCUCAUGCAGAAGCUCAACCUGUCCAUGAACGACGCGUACGACAUCGUCAAGAUGAAGAAGUCCAACAUCUCCCCCAAUUUCAACUUCAUGGGCCAGCUCCUGGACUUCGAACGUACGCUGGGCCUCAAAAGCCCGUGCGACAAUCGCGUGCCGGCUCCGUCCCAGCCCUUGUACUUCACCACGCCGACCAACCACAACGUCUUUCAGUUGGACCCGCUCGAGUCCACGUGAGGUCCGGCCGCGACAGCCCCCUUUUGAAUCUUGAAACCUGCGUUUCGAUUUUUUCAACGCCUGUCAAGAUGUUAUUGAUAGAGUUGGCUUGAGACGACAGCCGACCAGAGAAGCCACUGAUGGGGCUUGUGGUGUGCCCAGAGUUUAUUGCGCUGCUGUUGGAGACAGAACAGACUUGAGACUGUACAUCUCCAAGACUAUAAAGUAGUUUUUGUUUUAUAUAUAUAUAUAUAUAUAUAUAUAUAUCUCUCGAUAUAUACACGUUCAAGCAUGGGAAAGACUAUUGACUUUGGAAAGAUUUGGGUCAUCCAAUAUGUUAUGACUGGGGCUGGCGUGCCAAAGAGACUGGAACUGAACAACAACAAAUACUUUGUUUUUGUUUAGCACUUGCAGCUUCAAUCUGUACGGGUGUGAUAUUCUUGUCUUCAAUGAAGACUUGCCUGUUUUGGGACGAGACUCCCUCGGUAAUGAUGGCAGUGUGUACUGUACUCCAACUUAUUUGCGUGGAGAAAUUUUUGACAUGUAUACAUGUGUAUAUUCAAGAUGUUGGUAAGCCUUGCCAUUAGAAUACACCUGUUUCAAAGGAACGGCUGUAGAUUUUCUUCUUUUUUUUGUCGUCCUUAUGUAAACAAUGUAUGGAUAUCGAUCAAUAUUACGUUGAGUUAAAAUGCCAAAAAUUUAACAGGUUUUGCUAGAUUAAUGUGUAAAUGUAUAAUAUAUUUCCUAUUGUUUCGCUUUACGGAUAAAUGUAGCUUUUCUCAGCCUUUUAACCACCAACACAAAUCAAAGUCAUCAUUUUAUCUUGCCUUAGUUCUGUACAUAUGAGUGUUUUGUGCAGUAACCUGACCAAUCCCCCAAGUUUCUCACCAGCUGUCAGUACUAUAUGAACGUUCAGCGGGGUUUUCCAAAUUCAUAUUUCUAUGUGUACAGGCAUUUCUCAAAUGCUACCUGGUGGGGUUUCUGACGCAUGCUCACAUAGGGCCCAUUCGCCUUUAUACUACUUGUAAUUUUUUUUUCGGGACGUCGAAUGGUCAAGGCAAGUAAUGCUGAUUUUUUUUGUGUGAGGAUUUGGGGUCUCUGUUGACAAAGCUAGGAGGCAUUUUUUGCCUCUCCUCUUCAGGGAAGUUCAGUGACAUGCAAUUUUUUCUGAGAGAAGCGACUGAAAUGGUUUUAAAGGGGUUUUGAUGUCCCUCAAAGCGAAGGCCUGUUUGGGGGGAGGAGCUGUUUUACAUAACCCCUCCCCCUAAUAUUACGAAUGUAAAGAGAUAAGUUAUUAAUAAAUUGCUAUUUUGUCUAUUCAAAUCUA
This is a messenger RNA of Triplophysa rosa, 2952 nucleotides long. It is a transcript of the gene dusp6, whose product is annotated as dual specificity phosphatase 6. Gene Ontology annotation, cellular component: cytoplasm; cytosol. The coding region runs from base 495 to 1646 and encodes 383 amino acids. The transcript has 3 exons. The record is from RefSeq and is a predicted model, not a curated record. Gene Ontology annotation, molecular function: MAP kinase tyrosine/serine/threonine phosphatase activity; protein tyrosine/threonine phosphatase activity. Gene Ontology annotation, biological process: protein dephosphorylation; positive regulation of apoptotic process; regulation of heart growth. Lineage: Eukaryota; Metazoa; Chordata; Actinopteri; Cypriniformes; Nemacheilidae.